AUGGACGCAUACUAUAAACAACUGUAUGAUUACGUGCCGAGCACAUCAACAACUGCCCCAAUUGGUAUCUACUCAACACCGCCACCACAACAACAACCAGCACCAUCAUCAUCACCACCCAACUUUACGCAACCGAACUUUGGACAACCCUCCAGUCCCUUCCCCUCCGAUACCCCCAUACAUAAUGGAGAGCCCAGUCGACAAACCUUCACUCCUACCCAAACUCCAACCUACACUCCACUGGAUGGUUCCUCUACAUAUUCCCUCGUUGGAACUUCCAAUUAUGGACCUCCAAAUACCUAUAAUGGUCAGAUGAACUAUGGUUAUCCAUACCCACACCCCGGCUCUGCUUCUUCCGCUCCCUUUUCCCCUCAACACCCUUAUGGAAAUAUGCCUAACCAUAUGGGCACUGGGCCACAGAAUCCACCUGGACGACAGCUAAUGAGAAGAAACAGAGGCUCAGAACCAAAGCCACCAAACACCAUUAACCAAAACAGCAGCUUCUUCUCCUCUAUAAUAUCUGCAAUAAUGUACCUAUUCUCUUCAUCCUCUGUUAUCUUUAACAACAUUUCACAUCCACCACCCAAUACAAACAGCCUACAAUUUAACGCUCCACUUUCAAUCGAGUAUCACCCAAGGUUACUAGAGAAAACAGAAGAGUGGAAAGACAACGAAUGGACAAACUGGUUGCGCAGAUUGGAAGAAGAGUGGGUAGAAUUCAACGACACAAUUGAAAAGGAAAAAGAAAAAUGGCUAACUGCUAAGGAAAAAGAGUGGGACGAAUUUCUACAAUUUAUGGACAACAAAUGGAUGCACUACCAUGAGUCCUUAGAUGAGGAUGUCAAGUCAGACAUAUUGAAGAGAUCCCUAACCCUAGACGAAUACGAAUGGAAAGAAUGGAUGAAAACAGAAGGAAAAGACUUAAUGGAGAAGGAUUGGAAAAACUGGAUUACCAAUAAUGAAUCCUAUUUAGACGUAUGGAGUGUUAAAGAAUGGCUCAAAUGGAAGGACCAGAAAAUUGUUGCAUGGAUUAUGACGGACUGGAAAUGUGAAGAAGACGAAUACUGGUCCAAGUGGGAAGAGUCCUGGGCCAAAUUUCCAAAUAUGCAUGACAGAACCAACUGGCUCAACUGGAGGGAGAGAUUGAACAAGGAAAUGGUCCAGUGGAAUAGUUGGGUUAUGAUGAAAGAACAAUACAUCAGAGGAAACCGCACCGACAGAUGGUGCAAAUGGAAGAACGACAAACACGUCCUCUUCAAUUUGUGGAUGGAUUCCUUUAUCAACAGAUGGAUCACUGAAAAGCAGUGGUUCGUGUGGGUCAAGGAGAGGAAUAAGAUAAAAUCAAAGGGAAGAUACCGCAGCCACCACUAA
Molecule: messenger RNA, 1371 nt
Organism: Plasmodium inui San Antonio 1
Lineage: Eukaryota; Apicomplexa; Aconoidasida; Haemosporida; Plasmodiidae
Exons: 1
Coding region: 1-1371 (456 amino acids)
Source: RefSeq, a predicted model, not a curated record